Messenger RNA from Salmo salar (Atlantic salmon), 1136 nucleotides. RefSeq names its product zona pellucida sperm-binding protein 3-like. Gene Ontology annotation, biological process: binding of sperm to zona pellucida; egg coat formation; positive regulation of acrosome reaction. The record is from RefSeq and is a predicted model, not a curated record. Gene Ontology annotation, cellular component: extracellular matrix. NCBI's taxonomy places the organism in Eukaryota, Metazoa, Chordata, Actinopteri, Salmoniformes, Salmonidae. Gene Ontology annotation, molecular function: acrosin binding.
UGGUUGUUGUUAACAUAUAAGAAUAAUCAAGAAAUAUAUAACAUAGCGAAAAAAAAGAAAACGAAUCGUGAUCAAAAUACAGAACAAUGGAAUUUUGUAUUAAAAUCCUUCUGCUUCUUACCGUUAGCUGUAUAGCUAAAGUUGAGAAGAUUUAUCGGGGUGAAGAAUCACACAGUCAAGCUGCACAUGCCCCUGGGAGAUUUGUUCCACAGUAUAAGCCUGCACCAGAACCAGCCAGCUUUCAACCAAGGCCUGUGCAAUGGCCCGCCAGGGUCCAGACACCGACGCAAGUUCAAAACCCUUUCCUCCAGUCAAAGCAGAACUUCAAUGAGUCUUUGACCUGGAGAUUUCCUGAAGAUCCAGUCAAAGAGGUGCAGCUGGCUAUUGAUGAGCAGAGACUGCUGCCUGGACCUGCCAAUAGUGUGGCAGUUCAAUGUGGGGAGACUGCUGCCCAUGUGGAAGUCAAGCGAGAUCUGCUCGGUAUCGGCCAACUCAUUCACCCAGCGGAUCUUACCUUGGGAGGCUGUGCUGUCACUGGGGAGGAUGCUUCCGCUCAAGUUCGGAUCUUUGUCACUGAGCUGCACGGAUGUGGCAGCACUCUGACGUUGACUGAAGAUUCACUUGUCUAUGUCUUCACACUCCAUUAUACACCAGCCACUCUGGGCAGCAGCCCCAUUGUUCGGACUAGGGAAGUGGUGGUCUUGGUUGAGUGCCACUAUCAAAGAAAUCAUGAUGUGAGCAGUGAUUCAGUGAAGCCCACCUGGAAUCCCUAUGCCUCCACUAAGGUUGCAGAGGAGCUCCUCUACUUCUCCCUGAGGAUGGUGACUGACAACUGGCAGUUGGAGAGACCCAGCAAAGAGUACGUCCUUGGAGAUAAUAUUAACUUUGAAGCUUCUGUCGUCCAGUUCUACCAUGUGCCCCUCCGAGUCUUUGUGGACAACUGUGUAGCCACAGUCAUCCCAAACACCAACACUGUCCCAAGAUAUGCCUUCAUCGAGAACCGUGGGUGUCUGGUCGACACCAAGCUGACAGGCUCCAGGUCCCAGUUCAGACCUCGCACCAUGGAUGACACGCUCCAGUUCCAGAUAGAAGCCUUUAGGUUUCAUGUUGUGAACACUGGCUCAGUGAGUAGUUAA